AUGAAGAAUACACAAUCGCAGGUGUUGUUCGUGGUGGUUGCAUUUGCCACGGGUAUGAUAUGCCAGUACACAUAUAUGGUGCAGAACUGGCAAAUGAUGAGAGCUGAAGGAGGUGAUCAUUUCUCAAGUGAGAGAAUAUUUUUUGAGAAUUUACCACGCGAGACAUUAUGGAACUUCCCUCGAUAUCCUCUGAGAUCUUGUGAUACAAAUAUGACUUACACAGAUUUCAGUGGUAGGUUAACAGUCAAUGAGUCCGCCCGUGUAAAUGCAUGCAUUGCAACUUAUGAAAUGGAAUUCCAGAAAGGACUACAACAAGAGCUGGAACAGAGGUCUAUCCGAUGGUCAAGUCAUUCCUACUUAAACAAAGACAGUUUUGUGGUUGAGGCAGGAGGACACAACGGAAUCGACUCGGAGGAAUUCAACUCACGAUAUCAUCCUGCCACCUACGUUGUUUUAGAACCGGUUGCAACUUUCUAUGAAGUAUUAAAAAAGAAAUUUAAAUCCUAUCCUAACAUGUUGAUUUACAAUUUUGGAAUUGAUGCUGUCGACGGUACUUUUUUCGUUGAUGAAAAGAAUGAUGGGUCAUCAAUAUUUUUUAAUGAACAAAAUGCUACAAGUGUCAAACAGGCAGCAAAAAUUGUGAACGUUAAGAGAUUUUUUGAGAAACUCUCGGUGCGAAGUCGCGACGUGGACCUAAUCACAAUGAACUGUGAGGGAUGUGAGUACGCAGUACUGGACCUUCUUCUCUCUACAGACCUUAUAUAUCACUUCCGAAACAUCCAGUUCCAACCCCAUAGAAUUCCGAGAAUCUGCUUCCCCGUCAAACGGUACUGUUGGUACCAAGAGCUUUUACGGAAAACACAUAAACUUUCAUUCCAGUUCAAAUUUGUAUGGGAGAGUUGGACCCUAUCAUAA
This is a messenger RNA of Ylistrum balloti, 915 nucleotides long. RefSeq lists its product as uncharacterized. The transcript has a single exon. The coding region runs from base 1 to 915 and encodes 304 amino acids. The record is from RefSeq and is a predicted model, not a curated record. Lineage: Eukaryota; Metazoa; Mollusca; Bivalvia; Pectinida; Pectinidae.